This is a messenger RNA of Colletotrichum chrysophilum, 1263 nucleotides long. RefSeq lists its product as uncharacterized. Gene Ontology annotation, cellular component: intracellular anatomical structure. The coding region runs from base 1 to 1263 and encodes 420 amino acids. Gene Ontology annotation, biological process: cellular response to nitrosative stress; nitric oxide catabolic process. Gene Ontology annotation, molecular function: oxygen binding; heme binding; FAD binding. The record is from RefSeq and is a predicted model, not a curated record. The transcript has a single exon. Lineage: Eukaryota; Fungi; Ascomycota; Sordariomycetes; Glomerellales; Glomerellaceae.
AUGGCCUUGACAUACAAGCAGUCACAACUGGUCAGGGGGACCAUCCCCGCCCUCCGUGAGCACGGAGAGACCAUCACAUCCAUCUUCUAUGCCAACAUGCUGCGCGCUCACCCGGAGCUUCACGACCACUUCAACAAAGUCAAUCAGGCCAACGGUCGUCAACCACGCGCCUUGACGGGCGUUAUCCUCGCUUUUGCUUCCAACCUCAACCACAUCAGCGAGCUCAUUCCCAAGCUCGAGCGCAUGUGCAACAAGCACUGCUCGCUCGGAAUCCAACCCGAACAUUAUGACAUUGUCGGCAAGUACCUCAUUCAGGCCUUCGGUCAAGUCCUCGGCCCAGCCAUGACGCCUGAGAUUCGUGAGGCUUGGACAAAGGCCUACUGGAUUCUUGCCAAGAUGCUCAUCGGCCGUGAGGCCCAAAUGUACCGCGAGUUUGACGACGACAAGUGGAAGGGAUGGCGCAAGUUCCGCAUCGAGCGGAAGGUUGCCGAGACGGACGACAUCUUCUCCUUCUACAUGGUCCCAUUAGACGGCAAGCGUCUCCCAGACUUCUAUCCUGGCCAGUACACCUCCCUCCGCUCGACGAUCCCGGGCCUCGGACACCUGCAGUCCCGCCAGUACUCUCUCAGCGACUCUCCUCGCCCCGACUACUACCGCAUCACCGUUAAGCGUGAUCAAGGUGUCAAGGUCGGCAAGGGCCAGGCCGUCUUCAACCUCAACCCGGGCGUCUUCUCGAACUUUCUCAUCGACGAGAAGAAGCCUGGCGACAUUGUGGAGUUGACACAUCCCACAGGCGACUUCUUCUUCGACACGCACGCUGCCGGAACUCUUCCCGUUGUCCUUAUCUCUGCCGGUGUUGGUGUCACGCCGCUGAUGUCUAUCUGCAACACCAUCAUUGAGCGUCAGGCCGUCCGCCCCAUCUCAUGGAUUCACUGCUCGGCGCGCAACGCCCCCUUUGAGGAGCACAUCCGCAAGAUUGCCUACAGCCGCGCCAACUUCAUCACCAAGUUCUUCCGCUCCCAGAUUGCCGAUGUCGAGGACGACGAUUCACUGUCUUCGUCAAGCGACUUUGGCCUUCGCAUGGACCUUGCUCGGAUAGAUCCUGCAGAGCUCUACCUCGGCCACGGUGGUGCCGAGUACUAUAUUUGCGGUCCCGAGAUAUUCAUGGUUGAGAUGUCUCAAUACCUGCUUGAUCGGGGAGUUGAUCCCGCUAGAGUCAAGUUCGAGAGGUUCACUACCGGCGACUUGGAGAUGAAGCACUAA